This is a messenger RNA of Brachypodium distachyon (stiff brome), 2438 nucleotides long. Its product is annotated as transcription factor bHLH13. Gene Ontology annotation, biological process: regulation of DNA-templated transcription. Bases 771 to 2183 code for a protein of 470 amino acids. The record is from RefSeq and is a predicted model, not a curated record. Gene Ontology annotation, cellular component: nucleus. NCBI's taxonomy places the organism in Eukaryota, Viridiplantae, Streptophyta, Magnoliopsida, Poales, Poaceae. The transcript has a single exon. Gene Ontology annotation, molecular function: protein dimerization activity; DNA-binding transcription factor activity; transcription cis-regulatory region binding.
CUUAAGUAACCCGGAACCUAGAAUUGUGGAACUAAUACUAGAGCGAGUACAUGCCAUGAAAGUAUGAAGCCGUGUAACGGUGUAAGGCGAUUUGUGAUUACCAUGCCAUUUUGGGUACAUACUCUUUCCAUAGGCGCGUGGUUUGCAUAUCCUCUUCUGCACAGCUCUUUGCGUGUCAUGUUCUCCGGAUAAGAACUUAAUAAGAAGUGAAUCAUUCGAUACAGUCGUCAGUCGGGAAAAAAAUGGACGGCAUGCAUCUAGAAUAAUAGAUCGACCUGACUGCUCACCUUACUCCUGGCUCCGACACCGGCCACCGUGACUCGUGUGCUCGCAGCAUACCAACAUGAUUCACGUGCCGUGCCGCAGCGCCUCGCUCCAAAGAAUUCGCAAUCGUUAGUCGUCCCGGUGCGCCGAACCCACAUGGCUCUUGUACCUUUGCCGUACGACAGCACCCCGUUUUUUAACGGGACAUCCGUGCUCGCAUUGUCUCAUCCACUCCACAACACGUACCAGCUUGAGACUUGAGAGCAUUUGCUAGUGUUCCGGUCCGGCGAGCACUGCCCACUCGCUAGCCACCCGCAACUCAUCGAGCAACUCAACAUCUCCAGUAGCAAUCGCUGGCUCCCUCCCGUGAUCUUUCCUCUGUGGCCGGCGGCUGGCUCUAUAUAAAACCAAACACCGUGUAUGUAACCACCCAACCGAUCAAGAGGGCAGAGCCAGGUUGAUUUCUUUGACCAACGCGGCGCAGGCUAGGCGACACGUACGGCCGCAUGUCGUGGUCUGACACGGACGCGGCGUUGUUCGCCGCCGUGCUGGGCAAGGACGCCGCGCACCACCUGGCCACCACGCCGCCGCAGCUCGAUGGGCCGGCGUCGGCUUCAGCGUCGUCCGCCGAGCUCCAGGCGCGCCUGCAAGACCUCGUCGAGCUGGGCGGGGCAUGGACGUACGGCAUCUACUGGCAAGAGUCCCACGACGGAGCCGGCCGCCCCGUGCUCGGCUGGGGCGACGGGCACUGCCGCGAGCAUGACCCGGCCGCGCCCGAGGACGAAGAAGCCGGCGCCGCGAACACGAGCCUGGCGCGCAAGCGCGUGCUGCUGCGGCUGCACGCGCUGCACGGCGGCGGGGAAGAAGACGAGGAGGGCGCCGACUACGCGCUCCGGCUCGACCGCGUCACCGGCGCCGAGAUGUACUUCCUGGCGUCCAUGUACUUCUCCUUCCCCGAGGACGCAGGCGGGCCGGGCCGCGCGCGGGCCUCGGGCCGCCACGCGUGGGUCGCCGUGGAUGAUCCACGCCGGCCCGGGUGGUGCGUCCGCGCGUCCCUGGCCCAGUCCGCGGGCCUGCGCACCGUCGUCUUCCUCCCGUGCAAGGGCGGCGUGCUCGAGCUCGGCUCCGUCGCGGCCGUCCGCGAGAACCCCGACGCCCUGCGCGCUAUCCAGUCCGCCUUCCGCGUCGAUCCUCCCACCCCACCGAACGAUUACAUGAGGAUCUUCGGGAAGGAUCUCUCCCGCGGCGCGCAACAAACAGGAUGCGACGCCACUUGGGCGGCGCCGCUGCGGCUCGGCGGGCAAGCCAUGGCCGCGACGCGCCCGGCGCCCAAGAAGGAGGUUGUCAAAGCGAAACCUGCGGAGCCGUCUCCUAAAAGAAGCAUAAAUUUCACCCAGCAGCCGGACGCCCAGAAGCAGGCGGGCGGCGGCGGCGACGAGCGGAGGCCGCGGAAGCGGGGGCGCAAGCCGGCGAACGGGCGGGAGGAGCCGCUGAACCACGUGGAGGCGGAGCGGCAGCGGCGGGAGAAGCUGAACCAGCGCUUCUACGCGCUGCGCGCGGUCGUGCCCAAGAUCUCCAAGAUGGACAAGGCGUCUCUGCUCAGCGACGCCAUCGCCUACAUCCAGGAGCUGGAGGCGCGUCUCAGGACGCCGACGUCCCCGUCCGUGGAGGUGAAGGCAAUGCAGGACGAGGUGGUGCUGCGCGUGACCACCCCGCUAGACGCGCACCCCGUCUCCGGGGCCUUGAGCGCCAUCAGGGACUCGCACCUCAGCGUCGUGGCGUCGGACAUGGCGAUGGCGGGCGACGCCGUCACGCACACGCUCGUGGUGCGGUCGGCCGGACCGGAUCGGCUCACGGCCGAGACGGUGCUCGCCGCCAUGUCUCGGGGGAUGAUGAUGAGCAACACCCCCUCCCCGUGACUAGCUGUGCGGUUGUAACAGCACUCGAGGCUCGUGCACCCGUGCGUAGGAACACAAGUUGUACGUACAACUGUCAACCGUCUAGCGUGUUAGGUUAGCAUAUGCUCCUUGUGACCGCGUGCCGCGUGAUACGCAGGGAAAAAAAAGUGCAAAACGGGAGGGCAAAGGUGAAACUGAAACUCGUUUCCUAAUUUUGUAUUUACAUCAGAUUAACUUUCGCAAUUUAUAUGAGAUUCGUCUACGCAAGUUAAAGCU